Messenger RNA from Salarias fasciatus (jewelled blenny), 309 nucleotides. RefSeq names its product hepcidin-like. The coding region runs from base 52 to 309 and encodes 85 amino acids. The record is from RefSeq and is a predicted model, not a curated record. Gene Ontology annotation, cellular component: extracellular region. The transcript has 3 exons. Lineage: Eukaryota; Metazoa; Chordata; Actinopteri; Blenniiformes; Blenniidae. Gene Ontology annotation, biological process: defense response to bacterium; intracellular iron ion homeostasis.
CAAAGAACUGAGACCAGCGAUCGCCAUCAGGAGAACUCCACUGGCUUCAGGAUGAAGACAUUCAGGGUUGCAGUUGCAGUGGCAGUCGUGCUCACAGUUAUUUGUGUUCAGCAAACCUCUACUGUCCAACUCACAGAGGAACAAGAGCUGGUGGAGCCAGUCAGCAGUGAGGUUCAAGCUGCAGCUGAGGAGACGGCAGUGGACUCAUGGAAGACGCUGCACAACGUGAGGCAGAAACGUGGAACCGACUGUCGUUUCUGUUGUAACUGCUGCGGAAUGAGUGCCUGUGGAAUUUGCUGUAGAUUCUAA